This is a messenger RNA of Cetraspora pellucida, 846 nucleotides long. The record is from the annotation of a GenBank genome assembly. Lineage: Eukaryota; Fungi; Glomeromycota; Glomeromycetes; Diversisporales; Gigasporaceae.
AUGGCACCAGGAAAGAUUCUUAAGCAAACAUCGGAGUUACCAGAAGCAGGAGAUGAAAUCGAAUCACAUCGAAGCGAUGUAUGUCGUUCACACAUGUUUGUAGAAACAUUAAAGAACCUCUGUGCCCGAUUAAACUUGAGCACAGAAGGGAACAAAGCCGACCUGAUAGAGCGUCUCACGUGUGUCGAUGAUUUGACUCAGCCACCUUUAGACCUUUUGAGUGGAAGUGAAGAAAAUAUAGGAAGUGGGGUAUUUGUUGGUACGCACUGUGAAGAGGAAAACCAGAAAGAUAGUCUUUUUGAGGAAACUCCAUUUUUUGAUACGUCGCCCAGACCAGUGGUAGAAGAGUCACAUGUUAAGAAAACCAAAAAGGUGGAAAAGGAGUCCAAGGAUGUGACAGUAAUGAAGGCAUUGUUGAGAGAGAUUAAAUAUUUGCGUGAGGAUGUUAAUAUGAUUUCAGAGCGAGUUGAAGCGUCAAAUAUGAGGGCAGAGAUCCAUAAAAAUUGGCCAGAGGUGAAGUUUGAAAGGUCAAGGGAUCAAUUUGAAUAUAAUGCGCUGUGUGUGAUUGGACAUGAUCUGGACUUGGCGUUGAGUGCCUCAUCAGGUGAAGAAGCAAUCCAGCAUAUUGAGAACGCAAGAGCAAAGACUCUCGAUAGAAUAGUGGUUUUAAAUGUGGCAAGAAAGUAUGGUUGGAAAGUAGCAGUUGAGUUACCACAAUCGAAGCAUGAAGGGUUAUCAGCAUAUGGCGAAACAAUAGAACAGGCACGACAAGCUGCUAGCAUCAAACAGGGGAAAAGGAAGUAUGUAAAUGAUAGACAGUUUUUUCGAGGGAAGAGAGAGAAAUAG